Aethina tumida (small hive beetle) is the source of this 2537-nucleotide messenger RNA. RefSeq names its product puromycin-sensitive aminopeptidase-like. The record is from RefSeq and is a predicted model, not a curated record. The transcript has 3 exons. Gene Ontology annotation, molecular function: zinc ion binding; peptide binding; metalloaminopeptidase activity. Gene Ontology annotation, cellular component: cytoplasm. NCBI's taxonomy places the organism in Eukaryota, Metazoa, Arthropoda, Insecta, Coleoptera, Nitidulidae. The coding region runs from base 65 to 1945 and encodes 626 amino acids. Gene Ontology annotation, biological process: proteolysis; peptide catabolic process.
AUAUAAAUUAAUCACCAAAGUUUGUUAGAAUGAAUAUGUUGAAAAAUUAUUAUAACAAAUUAAAAUGUGUAACCGGAACAUUCCUCUGAGGCUACCUAAAACAGUGAUUCCAAUUCAUUAUAAUUUGACAGUAACACCCGAUUUAAAUUCUUUCACAUUUCAAGGCAAUUUGUCCAUUAAACUUCAGAUUUUAGAACAAACAAAGGAAAUAUUUUUACAUGCAGUCGACCUUAAUAUUAAGGAGGUGAAAAUAUUUAGCACACAUUCGGAAAGUGUGAACAUUAUAAAUAAAUACGAUUUUGUAAAGAUUGUAUUUGAAGAUUUUAUUCCCCCAGGAAUCUGGCACCUUCACUUUUUAUAUGAAGGCAUUAUAAACAAUGAUAAAAGAGGUUUAUACAGGAGUAAAUAUAACAAUGAAAAUGGUAAUGAAAAAUAUAUGAUUGUAACACAGUUUGCUCCAACAGAUUCAAGAAGAUGUUUUCCUUGCUUCGACGAACCUUGUUUUAAAUCAACCUUUAGUUUGACUGUAGUCGUACCCAAUAACUUAAUCUCUCUCUCAAACAUGCCUGUAAAGGUAAAAGUGCAAGAAACAAACCUGUUAACAAGAUUUGAAUACCAAACCACUCCAAUAAUGCCGACGUAUCUACUGGCGUUUAUUGUAGGUGAAUUUGAUUACGUUGAAGACAAAUUUAAUAAAAUUAGAGUGUAUACGCCCAAAUUAGAAAAUAAAUGCGCUACAGUGGCUUUAAAAUAUGCAUCAGAAAGCUUGUCUUUCUAUAAAAACUACUUUGGAAUGGAUUACAAAGUGCCAAAAAUGGAUUUAAUAUCAGUUGUCGAAUUUGACUUCGACGCUAUGGAAAACUGGGGACUAAUCAUCUUCAGAGAGGACGUACUACACCCAAGUACCGAAAAACCGUCCCUGCAUUACAAAAUUAGAGUAGCCGAGGUGAUUGGUCACGAAUUUGCCCAUCAGUGGUUUGGUAAUCUUGUCACGAUGGAAUGGUGGAACAAAUUGUGGUUAAAUGAGGGCUUUGCAUCGUAUUUUCAAUUUAUCUGGCUUAGUCACGCUUUCAGUCUAGAUGUUUGGGAACAAUUUGUGGAUGUUACGUUGGAAGCGUUGCAUAUAGAUUCACUGAUAAGUUCGCGCUCACUGGAAGCUCCAAUAACGGAGGCGGAAGGCAUAUUGGAGGUAUUUGAUGUCAUAACUUACAGGAAAGGUGCUGCAAUCAUAAAGAUGCUGCACGAUUUUGUUGGUGACGAUGUUUUUAAGAACGGCAUCAGAAAGUAUUUGAAUCAAAAUAAAUUUGGAAAUACCUCAAGUAGACACUUGUGGAAAGCGUUUGGUGAUUUUAAAAAUGGAUUGGUUGGGGAAGUAAUGGCGAGCUGGAUCAAUCAAACUGGGUAUCCUUUACUUGAAGUAAGUCGGAAGUCAGAGAAAGGAACUGUUAGGUUGGUCAUCAGCCAGAAGCACUUCCGGCAUGAGUUGCAAGAGUGUAACGUUUUAUGGAAGAUCCCCCUAAUAAUUUCGUAUGUGACAAGUGACCUAACUGUUCAAACAAUAAAGUUGUUAUUGGAACAAAGAGAAACUGAACUUAAGCUUUACAAUAUUCCUACAGAUUGUUGGAUAAAAGUUAACAGAGGAUAUUAUAGAGUUCAGUACACACCAGAUAUGUUAGAAACUUUAAUACCUGCAAUUAAAUAUAAAACAAUUUCCUCCUCUGACCGAUUAGGAAUCCUCGAUGACAUGUUUGCAUUAAUGAAAUACAGGAAAAUUACAAGUGUUUGUUUCUUAAAUUUUUUAAAAGCAUAUGAAAAAGAAACAUUUUAUAUAAUUUUGAAAAGGAUGUUAAGUAUUUUUCGAUACAUGUCUUGUUUAUUGGAGUACCACGGAUUGAAGGAAGUUUUUAAUAAAGCAAGUAUUUUAAUUUUUUUAUGUAUAAAUUAACUUUGUAACAGUUUCAGAGGAAGUUCCUUCAUAGUGUUCUGGAUCGCAUUAAUUUAAUUGAAUAUGAUUUACGAAAAAUUUUGCUGGAACACAUGAUGACAUGUGAUUAUGAGUUUGUAUCUGAUAAAAUAGAACAAUACUUCAACAGUGAAUUAUUUAAAAUUGAAAUAUCGUAUUACAUGAAGCACAUGGUUAUUGGUAAGAUGAGUGAAAAUGAUUUAAAUCGAAUAUUGGGGAUGUAUACUUCAUCAGACGGAGGCGAAAAAUUAAAAAUUAUCAAGUUAUUAGGAAAUAUUCGUCAAGAAAAUUUACUAAUAAAACUAUUGAGUUUUUCUCUUUCAGAUAGAAUAGUUUCACAAGAAUCUGUACAAUUAAUUUUGACCAUCUCAUCGUCUCUGUUAGGAAGAAAUUUAGCUUGGAACUUCAUAAAAACAAAUAUAAAUUAUAUUUUUAUGCGACUGAAAAAACAGUAUUUUUAUAUUCUAGUCAAAAAGUUAACUCUUUAUUUUGCAACUGAAGAAAUGGCUGUGGAAAUUGAGAAUUUCUUUAGAGGCUGUGAAUAUUUGGGCAAAAAUCUCGUCCACCAGUGUGC